AUGAAAGCCGCCUGGGUGCUAAUUGAAUAUGCUCUUGUGCUCUCAACUGGCCUCUCGGGUGUUUGGAGCCAACGGGUUCUGGAGAACCCCGAGAAAAACGUCGGUGCCUCUGUGCAAACUAGCAGUGGCUUGAUUGCGGGCCAUCCCGCACCUCGCAGAUCUGAAGUCUCUGAGUAUUUGGGUAUCCCGUAUGCUUUACCACCAAUCGGAGACCUUCGUUUCGCGGCCCCUAAGGCUUAUCAUUCCGAGGGAAGCAUUGAAGCAAAUGCGUAUGCCCCGAAGAUCUACAAAUCAUUCACUCAGCAGCUGGCCACUUCUCAGAGCGAGGACUGCUUGUAUCUGAAUGUGUGGACCCGGCCUGCAGUGUCUGAAUUAAAGCCAGUCCUUCUUUGGAUUCACGGCGGUCGUGGCGGCGCAAACAACCCAUAUUAUGAUGGUCAGGCAUUGGCGGCUGAUCAUGAUGUGGUUGUGAUCACCAUCAAUUAUCGUCUGAACAUUUUCGGGUUCUCGGGCGCCCCCAAUCUUCCCCAAAACGUUGGACUUUUAGACCAACGUAUGGCAGUUGAAUGGGCCUAUCAAAACGUUGCCGGAUUUGGUGGUGACCCUGAUCGCAUCACUCUUUUCGGCCAGUCUGCUGGUGGAUCUUCUGUUGAUUACUAUUCGCAUGCCUAUACCGACAACACCCUCGUUGCGGGUCUGAUUUCACAUUCCGGAACAUCGCUCAGCUUUGUGCCCAACACUGCCGAGGAGUCGGCUAGUUAUUUCUUCGGGGCUUCUGACAUCCUUGGUUGUGGUGACACAAAUGACGAUCACGAGCAGGUCGUUCAAUGCGUUCGCCAAAAGCCAUAUCGGGAAGUCGUUAAAGCGAGCGCCAAGGUUCCAGCAGCAGCCUCUCCAGCUCUCCCACAAUCGGUCUUCCAUCCAACAGUUGAUGGAAUCACUGUGUUUGGUGACUAUGCAGAGAGAUCUGCAGCAGGCAAAUUUGCACCCGUACCAUACCUCAUAACAAGCAAUAACUAUGAAGCUGGCUAUUACCGUCUAAGCGCAUGCAAUGCAAACAUUUCACUUAGCGAUGAAGCAUGGCACAACUUCAAUGACGCAGCAUUCACCUGUCCGAGUGGUGCAUCAGCAAGAUACCGAUUCGCGAACAAUGUCCCUGUCUGGCAAUCGCACUAUUUCGGCGACUGGGAUAACCUGCGGCUGUACCCUGCCAGCGGAGCCUACCACGGAGCUGAUCUACCAAUGGUAUUUGGAACUGCCGAACAAGUCAGUGGAUUACCGAACAGUGACAGAGAGGACGAGUUCUCUGAGUACAUAAGAUCUGCUUGGGCUGCUUUCGCAACUGAUCCCACGGAUGGGUUAACUCAAUUUGGAUGGCCCAAAUAUGACCCACAGGAGAAAACUCUUGUUGCGUUGGCGUAUGCAAAUGAUCAAAAUAGCCAAAUCAUUCAUCCGAUGGAAGUUGAGCAGCGCUGCGCUGUUCUGAAAGGGAACAGCAGUCUUGGCAAAGGGGCCUUCUGA
Messenger RNA from Penicillium salamii, 1521 nucleotides. NCBI's taxonomy places the organism in Eukaryota, Fungi, Ascomycota, Eurotiomycetes, Eurotiales, Aspergillaceae. The record is from the annotation of a GenBank genome assembly.